AUGCUUCACGGCAGAGAAGUCCUCCCCCCGCCCAAUAUCACCAGGACAGGACAGCAGAAACCUGUCCCUCCCCGGCGACCAAAACCAUCACAUCUCGCUUCGGUACCUCCCCCUUUGCCAGCAAGAACUAACUCAAGUCAACCGCCAUCUUCGCGAGCCCAGCCAUCUCCAGCGUCCUUCACUCCCCCUUUGCGCACUUCGAGCGAUUCGUCUUUCCCAACUCCUGUGUCGUCAAGCAAUGCGACGGCCAAGCAUACCGUUCGUGCUCCGGCGUGGGGCCAAACUGCACUUCCUCCAUUACCCCCCAAGAGGUCCCAGGGCAAUAAGAUAGGCGAACAAGGACUUUCCGCCAGCAGAACCGUCGUAGCGUCGAUCUCGACGCGGUUGAAUGGGGGACCCAGCGUGGAAGCACCUCCUACUGGGCCACCCCCUUCGUAUGAGCACAGUAAUGGGAUCAACGGAGCCGGUUCAGUGACGGCGCCUAAACUUCCGUUUCGCCCCAAGCCUUCGCUUGUUUCUCUCAAAUCGUCUGGCUUAGUCGCCGAAAAUGCGGUGCAACCUGAGGCUCCAAGCCCUCCCCAACGAAAACUACCACCACCUCCCCCACCCCCUGCGGCGCUUGAGAAAAUUAGGGCUGCUUCCUUUGCAACCCUCAAAGGGCAUGAUAGCCGCCCUGCGUCCAAUGACCGGCCAAUCCCUGAGCCUAGUAGCCGUCCUGCUGUCCCACCCCCUAUCCCGAUCUCCUCUCGGCCUGAUCUCUCUAAGCUGCAAGCCACAAAGCCACGAAUAACGCCUAGUGUCACUGCACCAAGCACCCAAAGUGACGUCUGCUUAAAAUGCCGUGAUUUCACUGCUCCUGAUACUCAUGCCACUCGCUUUCCCCGUCAAUCCCUUCCAACUCAAGAGUUGUCUUGGUUGGCUUUGCAGCUUACCGCUCCGUUCAACUCUGCUACGGAUAAAGCUCGGGUUCUCUUCACUUGGCUUCAUCACAAUAUUGAGUAUGAUGUUGCAUCGUUCUUCAAUAAUAACGUUAAAGCCUCAACCCCAGAAAACACCCUACGCACAGGGCUUGCUGUCUGUGAAGGCUAUGCUGGGCUUUUUCAACAGCUAGCAACACACGCUGGCUUGGAAUCCCGAUCGAUUUCAGGGCAUGGAAAGGGGUAUGGUUUCCAAAAGCUUGCUCCGGGAUCUCCUCUACCGCAAUUUUCCUGCAGCCACGCGUGGAAUGUCGUACGCAUUGAUGGCGGCCAGUGGAAACUAAUAGACUGUUGCUGGGGUGCGGGAUGUGUUGAUGGGCACAAUCGUCCGUAUAUCAAACGGUUUGACCCUGAGUUCUUUACGAUGCCAAAUGACGAAUUCGGUUUGAGACAUUAUCCAAGUGACAACACUCAAUUUUAUCGUCAUGACGGCCGACCCAGCAUCUCUUGGGAAGAAUAUAUAUUUACCAAUGAGCCGGAUGGCGUUGAUGAGCGCCUCACUAUAUUUGCGAAUGUAGCUGAGGAUCAUGGUAUAGGGAGCAGAUCCUUCAAACCAAUAUCGCAAAAUAUAUCCGUUAACAACCCUGGCCCCAUACAUUUUGAAUUCUCGCUUAUUUGCGAACACUGGACGCUGCAGAAGCACAGCGGCAAGAGUGCGCCAUAUGUGUUUAUGAUCGGUAUCCACGGGGCCGAUGGACAGAGCGAUGAUUUUGUCACCUUUGAACAUGUUCGCGGCUCGAGGGCCGGCGGCGGAGGAGACUACUGGACACUUGAUAUCCGGGAUCCAAAAGUCCUCGGUACCCCAGGUCAGAACUUGACCCUUCUUGCUCUAACUAGUUUUGGCGAUAAUCAGGAUGCAAGAGGCCUGACAGUGCGUGAAUUUCAUGAGAAGAGAGGAAGAGUAGGCAUGGGCUGGAUCGCGGUAUCUCAGUGGCAGCUCGUUGCAUGA
Ophidiomyces ophidiicola is the source of this 1926-nucleotide messenger RNA. RefSeq lists its product as uncharacterized. Lineage: Eukaryota; Fungi; Ascomycota; Eurotiomycetes; Onygenales; Onygenaceae. The coding region runs from base 1 to 1926 and encodes 641 amino acids. The record is from RefSeq and is a predicted model, not a curated record. The transcript has a single exon.